Molecule: messenger RNA, 1958 nt
Organism: Pseudoliparis swirei
Lineage: Eukaryota; Metazoa; Chordata; Actinopteri; Perciformes; Liparidae
Exons: 7
Coding region: 1-1932 (643 amino acids)
Molecular function (GO): DNA binding
Source: RefSeq, a predicted model, not a curated record
AUGACACCAUCACUGGAGAGCACCGUCUGCCCUCUCUGCCUGCAUAACUACCAGGCACUGGCACAGCACCUGAAGCGGGCACAUGGCGUCUGCAAUGGGCAUGAAAGGAGGCUGUUGCUCAGCAUGGCCUCCGGACGUGUAAAUAUCCGGCAGUGUCCUUGUCCAGUCUCGGGCUGCUCCUACCACGGCACGAGACUGGACAAGCACCUGCAGGAUGGGCACCCGGAGCUGAGACAAGCCCGCUUGUUAAACGAGGAGCAAGCCGUCAGGAAGGCGGCAGUGGUAUGCCUUCUGGGCUGCCUGAGGGCCACACACCCUCGGGUAGCCAUGGUCUCGGCAUUAGACCUGGUCGCGAGCACCGCUGAGGACCGGCAGGUUGUCUGCGAGGUCGACCCGGGGGUGGUGGUCGUCGUCUGCCAGAUGCCAGCCUGUGUGGGUGUGAGGGCGGAGCACCAUGAACUCACUGCCACCAUCCAUCGGCUGGAGAGGGAGGCUACCCAGCAUCAGAGUAAAAUCAAGGUGCAGGCCCGGAAGCUCCGCCGCUACCAGCUUUUAGUCAGAGGGAUGAAUGAAGGUGCAGCAGGCCGCCAGGAGCAGGAGGAAGAACAGCGGGCAGAGGAGGUCGAGCAGCGGGCGGAGGAGGUGGUUGAGCAGCGGGCGGAGGAGGUCGAGGCCAGGCCAUGCAGGCAGCGGCAAGAACUGCAAAGGACCACCUUCCAGGGGAGGGGGAGAGGUUCAGUGAUGAGGCACCUGGCCCUCCCUCCCAGUAUUGAAAAGUUCUUGGCCGAGUAUGCAGCCUAUCAACAGGGCAUUAGGCCCACUCGAAAGCAGGUGGAGAAUGCCACCUCAAAGAUUAGCCGGGUGAGGACGUUCCUGUUCCACCUCUCGGCGGGGAAGAGCCACCUCACCUCGUGGCUCUUCCUCAACGACAUGCCUGCUGUAACAAAGUAUGCAUCGCAGCUGAUUAGGGAGGGCAAGGAGGUCACGACGGUCAAAUGCUACCUCCAUAAUAUCAUCCAUUUCCUCGGCUACCUGAAGGACACCCCACCCGCGGCCUGCAGGUUGCGGAGGCCCCACAUCCACGGGGUGAUCAGGGCGGUCCACAUGGCCCUGAGAAAUUUGGCCAGGCCAAUUGCGAUGCACCAGCUCAAGGUGAAGGCGAAAAAGAUGGCUGGCAUUGUGUCCAGGGAGAGCCUGCGGAGGUGCCAGGAGCAGGCCAGGGUGGUCAUCCCGGAGCUGCUGACCAGGAUGGAGGACACCACCAACAAAGGCAUAUCCAACCUCAGAGACGAGUUCUUCGGGUACCUCUCGGCCUUUGUCAUCUCUCUCUAUGGACACAGGCCGGGAGUACUAACCAACAUGACCGUCUCUGAGGUUGAGGCGGCCAAGGCGGACCCUCUCCUCCCGACUGACACAGGCUAUGUCAUCACUAUCGACGAGCACAAGACCAACCGCGACUUUGGUGGGGCCCAGAUUUUCCUGACCUUCGAGGAGUUCUCCUGGCUGGAGAGGUGGCUCGAGGUCAGGAAACGUCUGGGCUCCAAGAGCCAGAGGGUGCUCACCACCAGAGCUGGGGGCCCACUCAAGAACAUGGCCGGGUACAUGCAGGCCGUCUGGGCCCACAUGGGCCUGCCUGGACGGCCUUCAUUCACAGACCUGAGGACGGCGGUGUCUGGUCACGCCAAACACAUCCACAGUGGGACCACCAGGGAGAAGCUGGCCCGGUUCAUGUGCCACAGCACCGCGACCGCCGACCGAUUCUACUCUCUGGUCCUCGACCGCAGCCAGGCGAAGGACUUGCGGGGCCACUUCGAGGAGGUGACUGCCUCCUCCUCCUCCACCACCCAUGAUCAUCAGGACAGUGGUGACUCGGCUGCAGAGGAGCUGGAGGAUAUGAGGACGGAGUCUGAGGCGGAGGAUGACGACCAGUAAAUUCAAGAUAAAUUGAUUUAAAUGCA